UAACUUCCCGGUAACUACGAGCAUCGAUGCUGUCAGUGCUCCCCACAUCGCAAGGCCCAAUUCAUCGCCGAACUCUAUGUCACCGGCCGCCCUGUUCUCUCGGGCGCCCGAGGAUUGCGUCUUGCUUCCAACUCCUUUCAUCUACACAGUGACGAGUCUCUCUGGAACCACAUUUUCACCGCCACAAAAAAACGCAACAAAACAUACACUCACACAUUUCUCACACAUACACAAUCUAUCAUGGCCCAGGAUCCCCCCACCGAGAUGCGCCGCUGGCAGGUCGCCUCCCCCGGCGCCUUCAUCCGGGACCUCGCCCUCGUCACCGUCCCGACGCCCGCCGCCUCCUCCCUCAAGGCCAACCAGGUCCUCGUCCAAGUCAUCGCCGCGGGCAUCAACCCGGCCGACUACAAGUUCCCUGACCUCGGCCUCGUCGCCAAGGCCAUCAUCUCCUUCCCCAGGUGCCCCGGCAUGGACUUCGCUGGCCGCGCCGUCGCCGUCGGCCCCGCCAUCACCGACAUCGCCCCGGGAGACCUCGUCGUCGGCCGCGUCGACCCGAUGUCCGCCCAGGGCUCGCUGAGCGAGUACGCCAUCGCCGACCGCGACGGCGUCGCCUCCAUCCCCGCCGGCGCCGCCCCGGUCGACCUCGAGCAGGCCGCCGCCCUCGGCACCGCCGCCCUCACCGCCUACCAGACUAUUGUCCCCUACGUCAAGGCCGGCGACAAGGUCUUCAUCAACGGUGGCUCCGGCGGCACCGGCACCUACGGCAUCCAGAUCGCAAAGGCCGUCGGCUGCCACGUCACCGUCUCGUGCUCCACGGCCAAGGCCGACCUGUGCCGCUCCCUCGGCGCCGACGACGUCAUCGACUACAAGACGGCCGACGUCGUCGCCGACCUGCGCGCCCGCGGCAAGGUCUUCGCCGUCGUCGUCGACAACGUCGGCAACUCGCCGCCGAACCUGUAUAAGGCCUCCGAUGACUUCCUCCUGCCCGAGGGCCACUUCAAGUUCGUCGGCGGCGCCGUCUCGCUCGCGCAGGCCAAGAGCCUCGUGCCGGGCCUACUGCUGCCCGCGUUCCUCGGCGGCGCGAAGCACAAGUUCGAGGUGUUCGUCACCAAGAACUCGCACGAGGACCUGGCGCAGAUCGCCGCCUGGGUGGCCGAGGGCAAGGUCCGGACCGUCGUCGACUCGACCUUUGAGUUCGAGGACGCCGUCAAGGCCUACGAGAAGCUCAAGCAGGGGUCGGCCGCCGGCAAGAUUAUCGUGCGCGUCGCGAAGAAGGCCUGAUUUUUGGAAUUGGGUUUCUAUCGCCUUUUACUCGGGGAGAAGUCGAGCGGGAGAAGAGGAGGUUGUGUGAUUCAUACGAAUGGACGGACGGAUGGAGGGACUGACUAAUUAUGUGAUUCCCCGGGGAGCUUGUUGUUUCUUUAGGGCGUUUGUUUUUCUUGAGGGUGUUCUCCUUUUUCACUACAAAUAUCGGCAACAGCAUCAGUCGAUUUACGAAAUUGACGUCAGAUAAUAGCAUCCGUUCCACAGCCAUGUGUCGUUGACAACUGACUCCUUUGCAGUGAGCACUAAUGUAGGCACUAUUCUAGCUUGGACCCGUUCCCCUCGCCACCCUCCGCAUCUGACAUUGUCAUCGAGCACGAGCCAAGAACCUGGUUCAUCUCAUCAUCCUGCCAUGUGGUGGUGCCCGGACGAGCAUAAACAAACUUGGCGUGCACCCGCACCGCUGCAGCCGCUAUCAGAUAAUCAUCGACCAGCAGCAAUGUACCUCUGAUCCUUCGCCCACAACGAUCGUGUGCUGGGCUUCCGAGCCUCAUGCCAAGGGUAAGACACAUUUUACGUCUCAAGUCCGGCGUGGAAAGAACCUCAUCGCCGUGGGGCGACGGAGACUGAUAAACACACACACACACACACACACACACACACACACAUAAACAGUCACGCCAU
Molecule: messenger RNA, 1947 nt
Organism: Colletotrichum destructivum
Lineage: Eukaryota; Fungi; Ascomycota; Sordariomycetes; Glomerellales; Glomerellaceae
Product: Putative GroES-like superfamily, alcohol dehydrogenase-like, NAD(P)-binding domain superfamily
Exons: 1
Coding region: 241-1281 (346 amino acids)
Cellular component (GO): mitochondrion
Molecular function (GO): oxidoreductase activity
Source: RefSeq, a predicted model, not a curated record